AUGCGAGACCCCAAGCCAUUCCUAGAUAAGUUAACCAACGAGUAUAAGUUUAAACUUAAAGGUUCUGGACCACUGGAAUUCCAUCUAGGAUGCGAUUUCUUUCGAGACGAACAAGGCGUGCUUUGCAUGUCCCCUCAAAGAUACAUCGAUCGAAUGGUAGAUACGUACCAACGAAUGUUUGGCCAAAAGCCAAAGACCAAUGUGACGUCGCCCCUUGAAAAGGGAGACCACCCCGAAUGUGACACAUCCGAGCUUCUGGAUGAGCAAGGUGUCACUUGGUACCAGUCAUUGGCCGGUCAACUUCAAUGGGCUAUCUCUCUUGGACGCCUGGACAUAGCGACCGCAGUUAUGACCAUGUUGAGCUUUCGCUCCGCGCCAAGACAAGGCCACCUUGAUUUAGCCAAGCGAAUCUGUGGCUACCUUCUGAAGAUGAAAAACGCAGCCAUUAGAUUCCGAACCGGGCUACCAGACUACAGUGACGUAACUGAGCCAGUCUAUGACUGGGCAGACUCAGUAUAUGGCUGUCCUACCGAACAGAUCCCUACUGAUGCACCAACACCGUUGGGCAAAUCAGUAAUCCUGACUCACUACGUGGACGCCAACCUAUUCCACUGCAUGUUGACUGGUAGAUCCGUAACAGGUAUUCUACAUAUGAUUAAUGGAACACCUAUUGAUGCCUUUUCAAAGAAGCAAGCUACCGUGGAGACUGCCACAUACGGCUCCGAAUUUGUCGCAGCCCGUACCUGUGUGGAACAAAUCAUGGACCUACGAUUCACACUGAGAUACCUCGGUGUUCCUAUUCAGGGACGUAGCUACAUGUUUGGAGAUAAUGAGUCUGUUGUUAACAGCUCAUCUCGACCAGAUGCAAAAUUGCACAAACGACAUGUCGCGUUGUCGUUUCAUCGUGUUAGAGAGGCUGUAGCAUCCAACAUGCUUUCCUUUCUACACAUCGAUGGUGUCAAAAACCCGGCUGAUAUCCUAAGCAAGCAUUGGGGAUAUCAACAGAUAUGGCCGCAGCUACGUACACUACUCUAUUGGUGUAAUCUCGAGCGUUCACCCAAGAAUAAUUAUAUUCUGUCAACCAGUCUGGCUCGCGCCAUGAGCUCCCUUCCGGCAGGUGUCCAACGUUGGACCACAAAGCAUGUUGUGGGUAUGUGUGGUGUAGGGAAGUUCAAAGUCCGGUGGGGUGCCGCAGACUCAGCUGCAUGUCCCUGCUGCGGCGAUUUUGAGGACCACCUUCACGUCCCUCGAUGUACGGCGCCGUCGGCUAGUGCGGAAUGGGAGCGCUGGACGGCGUCGUUGGACCAAUGGUUGGACACCCAAGUCACUGACCCAGCCAUCAAACACGCUAUCCUCUACCUUCUUCAAGGGGUUCGUGAUCCGUCCCUACCUUGCAGUCGGUUGGUUCCGGUUUGUCUUUGCCGCGCUUUCCUGUCCCAACAACGCAUCGGCUACCAAGGUUUAUUGGAAGGCCGGCUGUCUGUUCACUGGGCGGCCCUGCAGGAACAGUACCUUCAGUCACGAGGGAGCCAACGCUCUCCGACCCUGUGGGUCUCUCGCCUAUCGCAUCAGCUGAUCUUGCUUGGAUUUCAUAUGUGGGAACACCGGAACUUGGUGCAACAUUUGGAGGACAACGUACAGCUACGCGAACGUAGCCGAUUGGUGAACAACGGUAUACACUCUCAGUUUGAUGUGGGCCCAACCGACCUCCCCAAGGUAGUUCAACGCAUGCUUGCUGUGAAACGCCAAACUGUGUUGAACAAGCCGUUGGUCGAUAGGGAAGAGUGGCUGAAGCUGGUUAGAAUGGAACGCACGGCCUAUUGUUGCGCUCUGGUGCCCCAACGCCAUAUCCUUCACCGCUUCUUCCACCCGGCCCAGGCCCCCUAA
Molecule: messenger RNA, 1887 nt
Organism: Cylindrotheca closterium
Lineage: Eukaryota; Bacillariophyta; Bacillariophyceae; Bacillariales; Bacillariaceae
Source: the annotation of a GenBank genome assembly